CCCCCAGACCCCCUCACGAGCGAAUCUUCGAGAACAACCGGCAAUGGGUGGCCUCCAAGAUCAAGGACGACCCGACCUUUUUCAACAAGCUGGCGGCGGGCCAGAGCCCUGACUACCUGUAGGUACCCCAAGCAGGAGGCAGUCUGCAGUGUGCAGUGUGCAGCAUUCAGUUAAUAGUAAUGUCAUCUCAGGUACAUCGGGUGCAGCGACAGCCGGGUGCCAGCCAACGAGAUCAUGGGCCUGGAAGCCGGCGAGGUGUUUGUGCACCGCAACAUCGCCAACCUGGUGCCGACGAUCGACCUGAACGUCAUGUCGGUGAUCAACUACGCGGUGCGCCACCUGAACGUCAAGCACAUCAUCGUGUGCGGCCACUACAACUGCGGCGGCGUCAAGGCGGCCCUGACCUCGACCGAUCUGGGCCUGCUGAACCCCUGGCUGCGCAACAUCCGCGACGUCUACCGCCUGCACGAGAAGGAGCUGGACGCCAUCGCCGACGAAAAGGCGCGCUUCAACCGCCUGGUCGAGCUCAACGUCAUCGAGUCGUGCCGCAACGUCAUCAAGACCGCAGAGGUCCAGCAGAGCUACCAGGAGCGUCAGUUCCCCAUCGUUCACGGCUGGGUGUUUGACCUGCAGGACGGCCUGCUGCGCGAUCUCGAAAUCGACUUUCACGAGAUGCUGCGGGAGAUCAAGAAGAUUUAUAACCUGGCUUGAUUCGGAUCUGCUGGAGCUCUUUUAAGACAUUAUCGGGCUUAUUGUGGGCUUUUUUGGCCUAUUUUCGGGUCUUUCCCGGUUUUCGGUCUUCUUCCCGGGGUUUCGGCCGAGUGGUCGGAUCCGAGGGCCGAGCAAUCUCCGACAGCUUAGUAUAGAAAAGAAAUCAAACACCAUUAUGUAGUCACUGGUAUACCCAUUCCCUCUUUCAAGUAUUCCUAUUCUACAUAAUACAGUAAGUGUAUGAGACUCAUUGGUAGCCCGCGCUCACUGGCAGAUGUUAAUAACACGCGGCAUCUCCCUCGUCAACUUCGCCGUCGCCUCGUCCGCGCUGGCCUUCCAGGUCUUCGUCCUGUAUCCCUGGC
Penicilliopsis zonata CBS 506.65 is the source of this 1073-nucleotide messenger RNA. RefSeq lists its product as hypothetical. The coding region runs from base 235 to 711 and encodes 158 amino acids. Gene Ontology annotation, molecular function: carbonate dehydratase activity; zinc ion binding. Gene Ontology annotation, biological process: cellular response to carbon dioxide; cellular response to oxidative stress. NCBI's taxonomy places the organism in Eukaryota, Fungi, Ascomycota, Eurotiomycetes, Eurotiales, Aspergillaceae. Gene Ontology annotation, cellular component: cytoplasm. The record is from RefSeq and is a predicted model, not a curated record. The transcript has a single exon.